AGAAUUUAUGUUAAUAUAAUGAUUAGUUUAUAUUUAAAACAAAUACCUUAUUUGCGUAAAUGUCUAAAUAGAAAUUACGGAACUAUCUGGAAGGGUAUAUAGAGUGAACGAUUGAUGAAGCACCAAAAAUGGUGAGAGAGCAGCAAGCGACUAGAUAUCAAUGGCGGGAUUUUCCUUUGCUUUAUCUUUUUGCUCAAUUUUCCUCUUUGCAAUCACUGAAGCAUCCCGUUGUUCGAUCAUCGGGUUGCCCCUAGUAAGAAAUAUCAGUGAGCUUCCACAAGAUAACUAUGGAAGGGGAGGCUUGUCUCACAUUACUGUUGCAGGUUCAUUAUUGCAUGGGCUGAAGGAGGUGGAGGUGUGGCUCCAAACAUUUUCUCCUGGAUCGCACACACCUAUUCACAGGCACUCAUGUGAAGAAGUUUUUGUGGUUCUGAAGGGGACUGGCACUCUCUAUUUCGCUCCUAGUUCUCAUGAAAAGUACCCUGGAACACCAAAAGAAUUUCCUAUCUAUUCAAACAGUACAUUUCUCAUACCCGUUAAUGAUGCUCAUCAGGUUGGGAAUACAAAUGAACAUGAGGAUCUACAAAUGCUUGUCAUCAUUUCUAGGCCACCAGCCAAAGUGUUUAUUUAUGAUGAUUGGUUCAUGCCCCACACUGCUGCAAGAUUGAAGUUUCCUUACUAUUGGGACGAACAGUGUUUCGAAGCGCCGCCAGUGAAGGACGAACUUUGAUCACUUCGAUGUUGUUCAAAGUUGUUUUGUCCUUGCACAUGAAGUGUGAAGUCGUCGUACUCUCAAGAAAAUAGUGGAAAUAUGUGGAACUUUAGUGUGAAGAUCAUUCAAAUCUUCAUUGUUCUACUUCUACCUCUACUUCAUAUUUCUGGUUUUGUUAUGAAGUAUCAUAUUCCCCAAUCCUUCCUUAUACCAUAGGAAUGACAAAAACUGGAGUGAUUGCCAUUUGCUCUACAAGAUUUCUCCAAUGGGCAGAAAAAAAGGGCAGUGAAAGAUCUCACACAACAUUUGAGACAUUUGGUUGUGGAUGAAAGAUCUUCGUUUAGACCCAGUUUAGGUUCCCUUUGUGUGACAUAUAUGUCAUUUUGAAGUUUUGAUAAGAUAUUUGUUUGUUAAUAGAUCAGUUUUCAUUUA
Molecule: messenger RNA, 1144 nt
Organism: Cucumis melo (muskmelon)
Lineage: Eukaryota; Viridiplantae; Streptophyta; Magnoliopsida; Cucurbitales; Cucurbitaceae
Gene: 6D05
Product: auxin-binding protein T85
Exons: 5
Coding region: 161-730 (189 amino acids)
Molecular function (GO): auxin binding
Source: RefSeq, a predicted model, not a curated record